ACCUCAAGAAGAAGGGAAGGAUCGAUUUUACUUUUUAUUUUGAUACUUUAAUUUCUUGAUGAUCCUUAACCUUACCUAUAUACUAGUAGGCAUUGAUUAUCCUGUCGUUUAUACACACGCUUUCUAGCUUUCUAGCUUUCUAGCUUUCUAGCUUUCUAUCUUUCUAUCUUUCUAUCUUUCUAUCUUUCUAUCUUUCUAUCUUUCUACACGAGUGUCGAAAGAAAAUUAUUGAUUGCAAAUUGCAUCUUAAUUCAUGAUUACGAUUUCAAUCACAAAGCUACCUAGUACCUACAUACUAUAUACAUAUCUUCAUCUCUGCCCAGCUCAGGAACGGGGUAUUUCACUUCUUCGCUCAGUGUGUACGUACUUGAGUGUCUACUUACCUCCGUACCUACCAAGCUAGCUAUACAAGUUUCAUACGGAAAAUUACCAUAUUUUAAACGCUCUACUUAUUACACACAAGGUUAUUUACACAUACAAUCUUACUCAUUUAUUCAAUCAUUUAUUUAAUCCAUCAAACGAUCACUCAAUUAUUCUCAAUUACCUACCUACCUACCUAUCCACCCAUCUAUAAAAGAAAAGCCAUAUCCUUCCUCCCUUCCUCCCUCCCCCCUCCCUCCUAAACCCCCGCAAAAAUGAGUACCAGAGACAAAGAACUCAAAGAAGAGAAACACACGCUAAAAUCCUCAUCUACUCGUAUCGACCUUUCGAAUUCGCUAGCGCAUCGCGCUGCAUCCGCAUCUACAUCUACAUCUAUGACGGCCGAGGAUUACGAUUUUCCUACUUCUAGUUAUGUUUCUAAUACAUCUCAAUCUCAAUCUCAAUCUCAAUCUUCAUCAUCAGAAAUAUCUGCACCACCACGAGUCCGCCUCUCACAUUCAUAUACAAAAUCUACAAAUCAUUCAACGGCUGAAUCAUCAAGAAGUAGUACUCCCAUUUCAAAUCCCACGUCUAACCUACAUCCUCGAUCACGGUCACCAUCACAAUCACGAACGCCCUCCCCUCCCGCCGCAAAUUCCAAACCCCACUACGCACGAACCCCAAGAAUUCCCACCCCUCAUCCCUCCUACCCUCCACCCCCACCACCAACCUCCCAUCCCAACUCAAAACCCUAACCACCACCCUCCACCACACACGCGAAACCCUGCACCUCCUCCAAAACG
Messenger RNA from Sclerotinia trifoliorum, 1163 nucleotides. NCBI's taxonomy places the organism in Eukaryota, Fungi, Ascomycota, Leotiomycetes, Helotiales, Sclerotiniaceae. The record is from the annotation of a GenBank genome assembly.